This is a messenger RNA of Ricinus communis (castor bean), 3061 nucleotides long. RefSeq lists its product as uncharacterized. The coding region runs from base 2429 to 2872 and encodes 147 amino acids. Lineage: Eukaryota; Viridiplantae; Streptophyta; Magnoliopsida; Malpighiales; Euphorbiaceae. The transcript is spliced from 3 exons. The record is from RefSeq and is a predicted model, not a curated record.
AGGAAUAAUCCUAAUUAUUCCUAACCUAAUUUCCUUCUAGCCAAAAUAUUCCUUCCUCUUCUCCUUCCAAAACUGAGACACACCAACAUACACAACCUUAGCCGCCCUACCUAGAGGAAUAAAACUCCUAUUUCUCCUUCCUUUAUUUGUUAAGUCGAAAACCCAAAUACAAUAUAUAACAAAAUCAAAAAUCUUACCUUUUUCCCUUGCCUAGCUGAAACACACUACACUACUACACAACACAAUUACUUUCUUGCUUGCCGAAUUACAUACCCAUGGAAAAACUACCCAAAACACAAAUACCAAAAGCCAAGACACAACCUCAUCCUUAACCUUUUCUUUUCUAACUAAGAACAACAUAACUAAAACUCGUCUUCUUUUCUUCUUGUUUUCUUAUAUAAGAAUGAUUCUUUUCUCAACCUUAGCCGGCAACCUCAAUCCUAGAGAAAGGGAUUAAGGUAGUUGUCAUGGACACACAUGAUGAUGAUAAAUUAUGGAAAGAUACCUUCGUAAGGAUCUUACCAUAGUUCGAUGAGUUAAGACUUGAAAGGGACGAUAAGCCGAAUUGAACACCACCUCCACCCCCACCUAGGAGGCAAAAUUGGAUUAAUGAUGAUGAAGAGGAAGAUGGCGCCUUCAAUCAAAACUUUUAGCAAGCAAGAAGGGAUAGGAACUUAGGAUCCAUUAAGCUAAGGAUUCCUAAUUUUCAAGAGAAAUGAGAUCUAGAGGUCUACUUGGAAUGGGAGAAGAAAGUGGACCGCGUGUUUGAAUGUUAUAAAUUUAUAGAAGACAAAAAUGUAAAAUUGACUUAUGUUGAGUUUACUGACUAUGCUAGUAUUUGGUGGGAUCAAUUAAUUACAGCUAAAAGGCUGAACGAUGAGGAUCCAAUCUCAUCAUGGGUAUAGAUAAAGAGAAUCAUGUGCAAACAAUUUGUUCCUUCACACUACUAUAGGAAAUUGCACAAUAAGCUCCAAAAGCUUGUACAAGGAAAUAAGUUUAUGAAUGAAUAGUACCAAGAGAUGGAGGUAGCAAUGAUCUAGGCCAACAUUGAUGAGAAUAGGGAGGCAAUGUUGGAAAGUUUCUAAAUGGACUUAAUCGAGAUAUUGCUAAUCUAGUUGCAUUACAACCUUAUAUGGAUAUGGAAUAUCUACUUCACAUCGCAAUCAAUGUUGAAAAACAACUUCAAAAUUCAGUCAAAGGUAACUCUGCUCCUAAAUUUUCAAAUAAGUCUAAUUGGACUAAUAAAAAAGGGGGAGUAGUUUUGGUGCCAACAAGACCAACAUACAAAGAUAAGACCACAAACAAUAAGGGCAAAGGGAAGGCUAGUGGUUCAGGUUCAAAGAUCCAAUGCUUCAAAUGCAAAGAAUAUGGUCACAAGCAAGCUGAAUGUCCUAAUCAAAGCAUUAUGACAAUCAUGGACAAUAUCGAUGUGAUAAGUGAAGGGGAUGACAGUAAUGAUGAGUCAGCCUUGGAUGAUGACAAAUAAGAAGAAGAGAUGUCGAAUAUGCUCCUGAUGGUAAACUCUUUUCUUUUGUGACUAUGCGUGCUUUAAGUGUAGAAGCCAAAGAGGAAGAGAUACAACGUGAAAACAUAUUUCAUACUGGAUGCACAAUUGCUAAUAAGUUAUAUAGUAUGAUUAUAGAUGGCAGAAGUUAUACUAAUGUUGUAAAUGCUAGUUUAGUUGACAAAAUUUAUACGAAAAUAACUAAACAUCCUAAGCCCUAUAGAUUACAUUGGUUGAAUAAUUAUGGUGAUAUUAGGGUUACUAGGCAAGCAUUAAUUUCUUUCUCUAUAGGAUGGUAUAAAAAUCAAGUUUUGUGUGAUUGAUUCCUAUGCAAGCUAGUCAUAUAUUGUUAGGACGUCCUUAGUAAUUUGAUAGAAAGGUUGUUCAUGAUGGUUUUACUAAUCACCAUACUUUUACUUUUCAGAACAAACCUAUUACUCUUGUACCUUUAACUCCUAAAUAGGUCUAUAAAAGACCAAGUUAAUUACAAAAGUGUGAGAGUGCACGUGAAAGGGAUAAGGUGCAUGAGCAAAAAGAGAGCUAUGAGAAAAAUAAUGAAGGAUGUGUGAAAAGAGAGGAAAAAGGAGAAUUUGAGUGUUUGCACAGUGAUAAAAAAAGUGAGGUGCAAGAAAAAGGAGAGUCUAGUGAAAAAGUAAGCAAAAGAGAGUUAAAAGGCAAUUUCUAUGCCAAAGAGGGUGAUGUACAAAAAGCCUACUUGGCUAAGUAAAAAAGCAUGCUUAUGCUUGUUUUUAAAGGUGCCAUGUUAUCUUUUUCUAACUCUAAUCUUAAGGAUCUACCUCAAAGCAUUAAGAUUCUUUUGCAAGAUUUUGAUGAUGUGUUUCUGGAGGAGUGGAUUGUUGCCCAUUGGAUCAAUUGAGCAUCAAAUCGGUUCAUACCUGGCGCGCAAAUACUUAAUCGCCCUACAUGUCGGAGCAACCCAGAAUAAACCAAGGAAUUACAACGAUAAGUGGAAGAGUUGCUUUCCAAAGUUUUAAUUCGAGAGAGUAUGAUCCCAUGUGCUGUACUUGUUCUUCUAGUGCCCAAGAAAGAUGGAUCUUAGAGGACAUGUGUCUACUGUCAUGGCGUGAACAAGACUACGGUGCUAAGUCGAGGACAAAUUUGCUUAAGGAAGGAGGGAAUGAUGGAAAUCCUAGUGCUCCUACAAACCAAUCCAAGCAAGAUCCUUUAAGCAUGGGAAGUGGACCAAUCACAAGAGCAAGAGCCAAGAAGCUUAAGGAUGCAAUGGUCUUAUUUGUUCAAACUUUAGUGACAAUUCAUAUUGUUGAAGAACAAGCUUCAAACAAGCCUAAUGAUUCAGAUUGCUUCUUGUUGCUUCAAGCUAAUAGGAAUGGGCUUCAAGAAGCUUAACAACUUGCUUUCUUCUUUUAGGCCAAAACUAUACUAGUAUUUGAUCUUUAUUUAGUUCAGUCAUAUUGUCCUUUAUAACUUAAACUUUAAUUCUUUGGGCCUUUUAUAUUACUUCUUUAGUUUAGCAUAAAUACUUAAGGGUUAUCAUCUUGUAAGACUUUAACUUUGAUUAUAAUUUGAUGCUUGAGA